UAUUAGAGAGAGAGAGAUGGAGAAGAUACAAGGAGUUGUCAGAAAACAUGUCCUAAUACUCCCUCUUCCUCUGCAAGGACACAUAAAUCCAAUGCUGCAAUUUUCCAAGCGACUAGCCAGCAAAGGACUCAAAGUGACACUACUCACCUUCACCGACAAACCAUCCAACGAAGGCGAAGGUGGGUUAAUAAGCUUUGAAUCCAUUUCCAAUACUAGCGAAGAAAGCAGAUUGGAUAUGGAUGCUGAUGACUAUAUGCAGAAAUUGCAAGAUUUGGUGGCAUUAAAAUUGCCACAAAUUGUUGCAAAGCAUGAGGAGUCUGGUUUCCCUGUGAGUUGCCUCAUAUAUGACUCCAUCUUGCCAUGGUCUCUGGAGCUAGCCAGAAAGGUUGGAAAUUCUCCAGCGGUAUUCUUCACACAAUCAUGUGCAGUUUGUGCUAUCUAUUAUGCAGUUCAUGAAGGGAGGCUUAAGAUUCCUAUUGAUGAUGAGGCCUCUGUCGUACUACAAGGGAUGCCACCCCUUGAGGCCUAUGACUUGCCAUCUUUCGUUUAUGACUUGGAAAAGUAUCAAGGUACAUUGAGCUAUUUGGCAAAUCAGUUUUCGAACAUUGGAGAAGUUGAUUGGAUCUUUUACAACACUUUCGACAUCUUGGAACAAGAUGAUUUGCUUAUUCACUGUAUAAACCAAGAAAGGGUGGCUAGCUGGAUGACAAGCAAGUCUCCAAUAAGGCUAAUCGGACCAACAAUACCAUCAAUGUAUUUGGACAAGAAGUUGGAGAACGACAAGGACUAUAUAUGGCCUCACCCUAAUUCCGGAGGGACGCGUCACUGUACGCAGUCGUUGCUGUGGUUUGGUCUGCUCGACGUUUUCCAGGUUGCGAUACCGGCUUUUCAAUUUGCCGAUUGGCUGUUUUGGGUGCUUGAUGAUUUUCUUUCAGUGGGUUCCUAUUGCAUGUCGCAUGUUUUAUUUGGCUGUUUGAUUGACUUUUUGGUGUCCUCUCCGGCGUGGUCAUAG
Manihot esculenta (cassava) is the source of this 1012-nucleotide messenger RNA. RefSeq names its product UDP-glycosyltransferase 74E2-like. The record is from RefSeq and is a predicted model, not a curated record. The transcript has 3 exons. NCBI's taxonomy places the organism in Eukaryota, Viridiplantae, Streptophyta, Magnoliopsida, Malpighiales, Euphorbiaceae. The coding region runs from base 17 to 1012 and encodes 331 amino acids.